Messenger RNA from Trichoderma asperellum CBS 433.97, 882 nucleotides. RefSeq lists its product as uncharacterized. Gene Ontology annotation, biological process: proteolysis. The record is from RefSeq and is a predicted model, not a curated record. Gene Ontology annotation, molecular function: metallopeptidase activity. NCBI's taxonomy places the organism in Eukaryota, Fungi, Ascomycota, Sordariomycetes, Hypocreales, Hypocreaceae.
AUGACCAACCCUGAUGCAAAAGACGCCUGCAAACACACAUCCCUCUACUUGGACGUCUCACCGCACGCGUCUAAAGCAGGAUUUAAACGUCCAAAUAAGAGACAACGCAUCUCGGCGGCAACUCAAGAAGGACGCGUUCUCAAAGAGAUAGAGCUCCUAACCUGCAAAGAGCUCGUCGAAGAUGAAAUGGCCUUUCCGGGACCACUGGUUCUUCCUGGUGACGAUCUAGCUGAAGACCCAGAGUCGCCGCCACAAGACUUUAACGAAUGGAGGGAUGAAGAGGAAAGGAACCCGGUGACUCAAGAGAGGAAAACUAUCUACAUUGUGUCUAGUCCUUUAAUUGAGAAAAGUUUGUCCAAGAUGCAGGCAUGGUCCGUCUGUAGUUCUAGAAAUUCAGCAAAGAAACAAGAUACGGAGGCAGUCAGCCCUCCAGAUAUACGGGACAUUGUUGAAUAUCUAUCGGCAUUCUUCUACGGCAUGGACGUCAAGAUCUUCAAACAGCCCUUUCACUGGCAAAAAUGGGACAGCUACGAGGGUGCCGUCUUGAAAAGCUCGAAUACAGAGAAACGCAUUGGUCUCAGGACUCCCAGCGAAGAGCUCUUUGGAAUUCGCUGCCGCGCCUCACCAGAUGGGGUAUCUCCUAUGCAAGUCAACUUGAACGAUGUACUAGAUGCGCUGGCAGAAAACAUUCCCUCUGACGCACAUUCCAUCAUGAUACUACUAGAUCAGGACAUGUACGAAGGCGACGGGGACAUCUUCUGCGCGGGGCGAGCAUACGGAGGCAGUCGCAUCGCAGCCGUCUCCAAGUUCCGAGACCAGCCCUUGUGUGCGCCAAGGGACAAUGGUCACGCAUGGCCAUCCUCACAUUGCGCAGCUUACAUC